Messenger RNA from Guillardia theta CCMP2712, 2499 nucleotides. RefSeq lists its product as hypothetical. The record is from RefSeq and is a predicted model, not a curated record. NCBI's taxonomy places the organism in Eukaryota, Cryptophyceae, Pyrenomonadales, Geminigeraceae. Gene Ontology annotation, molecular function: nucleic acid binding; zinc ion binding; hydrolase activity, acting on acid anhydrides, in phosphorus-containing anhydrides. The transcript is spliced from 19 exons. The coding region runs from base 1 to 2499 and encodes 832 amino acids.
AUGGGGCUUCAGGACAUGGACGCUUGGGGAGCGACGCACUGGUAUCACCUGCACUGUUUUGACUGGAAGAAGUAUUCGUCAAGGUCAUUGAUCUUCGGCUACACGGAUCUGAAAGAAGAGGAUCAACGACGGAUAGACGACUUGAUCGCUAACAGGGAGACAUUCAAGCCUCCCAACGCCUGGCCAGGGCUACCUCAGGAGCUUCCUGGUCGACCUGGAGUGAUCAUUGAGAACGAGAGAGCCGAAGACAUUUGCUAUGGCAGUUGCGACGUGUUUGUUGUAGGAUGUCAAUAUUAUGGGGGAGAGCUGCUAGUUGGUCAAUAUGCCUUGUUGAAGAGAGAGCCAGACAAUCCUUACGAUCAAAAUGCCAUCCGAGUAGACAACAUGCUUGGGUUACAGGUUGGGCACAUCAAGAGAGUGUUUGCUGCUGGGCUUGCUCCAUUGAUGGAUGAUGCAAGUCCCUGGAAACCAAGUUUUGAAGUCAGUGUUCUCUCCAACCUAUUGUGCACUACCUUGCUCCAGCAUCAGCUUGAAGGAGUGGCAUGGAUGCACAUGAUGGAGACAACCGAAAAAUUAUUGCCUUUCUGGCGUGAGGUUGACAAGAAUGGAGCUAUGCAGUAUUUCGACGAAAUCACCAGUACCUUGUAUCCGAUGUCUCCUGGACCGUUACGUGGGGGAAUACUCGCUGAUGAUAUGGGUCUGGGCAAGACCUUGCAGAUAUUGUCCUUGAUCCUCAUGAAUCCAAGGACUAAACCAACCAAGGAAUCGAAACAGUUGGGAAAUGGCGGGACGCUGAUUGUUUGUCCAACGUCGGUGUUGAGCAACUGGGUCGACCAAGCUAAGCUUCAUACAACGAAAGGUUUGCUUUCUGUCGUCACAUACCAUGGAGGAGCCAGACAAGAGCUGUCAAGUUCUUUGAGGGAGCAUGACGUCGUUGUCACAACAUAUGGUACAUUAGCUUGCGAAUUUGAGGAAGCUUCUUCGAAUGGUCCGAUCUCCAAGAAGAAGAGGAAGCGAACAGGGGCAGAAAACUUGUUUUCUGUCAACUGGCAUCGGAUAGUUCUCGACGAAGCUCAUAUCAUUCGGAAUCGACAGACGAAAACAUUCAAAGCAUGUUGCCGGCUGGAGGGAACACAUCGUUGGGCUGUGACGGGCACACCAUUCCAGAACAAAGCAGAGGACAUUUCGGCGCUCUUCUCAUUCCUGAAAGCGAAACCUGUGGAUGAUUUCACAGUGUUCAAGCAAUCAGUAUCGAAUCCCCUCAAGUCGUCAGGGGCAGAAGGCAGUGCAAUGGCGCGACUUCGAGUGCUGCUGAAGGCCAUGUGCCUUCGUAGAAGCAAAUCUCUCUUGAUGAACUCUUUGCCCGAAAAAACUAUUGAAAUCUGCAGAAUUCGCCUGGAUAAAAAACAGCAAGAAGCAUACAGUGUGUUGCUGGAUUCUGCUCUGUUAUGCUUUGGACCGAUCAUGAAGUCCGGGGGGAAGGCGAUUACCAAGCAUUACACUAGUUUGUUUGAGUGCGUGCUUCGCCUUCGUCAGGUUUGCAACGCGCUCCAUCUUUUGCCCAAAGAGAGAUUAGAGAAUGCGAAAAAGGCCCUGCAGUCACUGAACAAAGUGGAAUUGAAUGUCGAAGAAGCAGAAGCUCUUCUCAAGAAGCUACAAGGAGCUAUCAACGUUGGUGAGAACGAAGAUGAAGCGUUGACUUUCGAAUGCUGCAUCUGUCUGGAUGACUUGGAUGCUUCCCUCGCUCAGAUCAUCCGGCAAUGCGGGCAUUGCUUCUGUAGCCUGUGUCUGCAGAAACUCUUGGCUAGCGUGCAAGGCUCAGAGUGCCGAUGUCCUCUCUGUCGCUCUCCUUUCACCAGAGGGGAUUUUAUCGGGGCAACGGAGCUCAACAACAUCGUCACCAUGACGGAUAACAUCCAAGGGGCCUGUGAAAGCGCGUCCUCUGCGGAUCAGGUUUCGCCCAAGGUUCAAGUUGUGUUACAGGAGUUGAACAAGGAGUGGGAAGCAGAUCCCUCCCAGAAGGCUGUGAUAUUCUCUCAAUUUACUGGAAUGCUGUCGCACGCCCAGGAGGUUCUUGCUCAAAAUGGUAUCCAGUGUCUUCGAAUAGACGGGUCGCUAUCCCUGGACAAGCGAACUGAAGUCCUUCGACAGUUCGACCGUGACGAUGCUCGUCGAGUCCUCUUGGUUUCUCUCAAGGCUGGAGGGACGGGAAUCAAUCUCGUGAGAGCAAAUCUCGUCUUCAUGCUUGAUCAGUGGUGGAACUAUGGAGUGGAGGAGCAAGCGAUGGACAGAGUUCACCGCAUCGGACAAACGAGGAGAACGCGGAUUGUGCGCAUGGUAUGUCAAGAUACCGUUGAGGAGAAGAUUUUGCAGCUUCAGGAGAGCAAACAGCUGCUCGGCAAGGGGGUGACGGCACAGCUCAGUGCUGAAGAAGCGCAGAAAGCCAGGAUUGCUGACCUUAGAACGCUGCUGUUUGGCUGCGGAAAUGAUAUUCCUUGA